This is a messenger RNA of Cyphellophora attinorum, 150 nucleotides long. RefSeq lists its product as uncharacterized. Lineage: Eukaryota; Fungi; Ascomycota; Eurotiomycetes; Chaetothyriales; Cyphellophoraceae. The coding region runs from base 1 to 150 and encodes 49 amino acids. The record is from RefSeq and is a predicted model, not a curated record. The transcript is spliced from 3 exons.
AUGUUUGGCGGACCACCGGAGCAAGUGAGCGAAGCCGAGCUUCAGGAAGCCAACCGUGUUGCAAUUGGCAACGUUCAGAUAUUUGGUGCCGCAUGCGCAGCGCUAUGGUUCGCGCCUCAUGUUGUUGACUGGGCACGAAAUCUCUUCUAA